Messenger RNA from Salvelinus fontinalis (brook trout), 3613 nucleotides. Its product is annotated as peroxisome proliferator-activated receptor gamma-like. Gene Ontology annotation, biological process: cell differentiation; negative regulation of transcription by RNA polymerase II; positive regulation of transcription by RNA polymerase II. The transcript has 7 exons. Bases 92 to 2665 code for a protein of 857 amino acids. The record is from RefSeq and is a predicted model, not a curated record. Gene Ontology annotation, molecular function: nuclear receptor activity; zinc ion binding; RNA polymerase II cis-regulatory region sequence-specific DNA binding. Lineage: Eukaryota; Metazoa; Chordata; Actinopteri; Salmoniformes; Salmonidae. Gene Ontology annotation, cellular component: nucleus.
UGCAACCCGCAGUGCCCUGGCCUAUAAUUCAGCAACAACGGGAUCAAGAAAAAGGAAGAAAGAUGGCGGAAUAUGUGAAUGAAGCUGUACAAUGUCUUCUUAUCCAGAGAUGGUGGACACACGGAGAGCAGCUUGGUCCUUGCUAAAUUUUGGGCUGGACACGUUGGACUUGGCAGAGAUGGACAACAAGAUGAAUAGUUUUGACAUGGAGACACUGUCGACGCUGGACUACCCUUAUCUCCCCUCUCUAGAGUACAGCCACAACAGUCCCCACCACCACAGCCCAGACAGAAGCCACUCAUUCAACCGCAGCCCAGACAGAAGCCAAUCAUUUAACCACAGCCCAGACAGAAGCCAAUCAUUUAACCACAGCCCAGACAGAAGCCAAUCAUUUAACCACAGCCCAGACAGAAGCCACUCAUUUAACCACAGCCCAGACAGAAGCCAAUCAUUUAACCACAGCCCAGACAGAAGCCACUCAUUUAACCACAGCCCAGACAGAAGCCACUCAUUCAACCACAGCCCAGACAGAAGCCACUCAUUUAACCACAGCCCAGACAGAAGCCAAUCAUUUAACCACAGCCCAGACAGAAGCCAAUCAUUUAACCACAACCCAGACAGAAGCCACUCAUUUAACCACAGCCCAGACAGAAGCCACUCAUUCAACCACAGCCCAGACAGAAGCCACUCAUUUAACCACAGCCCAGACAGAAGCCAAUCAUUUAACCACAGCCCAGACAGAAGCCACUCAUUUAACCACAGCCCAGACAGAAGCCACUCAUUUAACCACAGCCCAGACAGAAGCCACUCAUUUAACCACAGCCCAGACAGAAGCCACUCAUUUAACCACAGCCCAGACAGAAGCCACUCAUUUAACCACAGCCCAGACAGAAGCCACUCAUUCAACCGCAGCCCAGACAGAAGCCACUCAUAUAACCACAGCCCAGACAGAAGCCACUCAUUCAACCACAGCCCAGACAGAAGCCACUCAUUUAACCACAGCCCAGACAGAAGCCAAUCAUUUAACCACAGCCCAGACAGAAGCCAAUCAUUUAACCACAACCCAGACAGAAGCCACUCAUUUAACCACAGCCCAGACAGAAGCCACUCAUUCAACCACAGCCCAGACAGAAGCCACUCAUUUAACCACAGCCCAGACAGAAGCCAAUCAUUUAACCACAGCCCAGACAGAAGCCACUCAUUUAACCACAGCCCAGACAGAAGCCACUCAUUUAACCACAGCCCAGACAGAAGCCACUCAUUUAACCACAGCCCAGACAGAAGCCACUCAUUUAACCACAGCCCAGACAGAAGCCACUCAUUUAACCACAGCCCAGACAGAAGCCACUCAUUCAACCGCAGCCCAGACAGAAGCCACUCAUACAACUACACAUACAGCGUGUAUCAACGUUCAGUAAACGAUAAGCCCGUAUCGCCUUCUCAGUCCAGCGACUGUAGCAUUGUCAGCCUGUCCAGACCCCGGCCUCACUCCAAUCCCCCUACUUACACAGACGCCAGCUCUCUGCUCAAUAUUGACUGUAGAGUGUGUGGGGACAAGGCCUCAGGCUUCCACUAUGGCGUCCAUGCCUGUGAGGGCUGCAAGGGAUUCUUCCGCAGAACCUUGCGGUUAAAACUGGUGUAUGACCACUGUGAUCUGCACUGUCGGAUUCACAAAAAGAGCCGGAAUAAGUGCCAGUACUGUCGCUUUCAGAAAUGUCUGCUUGUGGGCAUGUCACACGAUGCCAUCCGCUUCGGCCGGAUGCCCCAGGUGGAGAGAGAGAAGCUGCAGGCUGAGUUUAUGGAUGUGGACCCCAGGAACCCAGAGUCAACGGACCUGAGAGCCCUGUCCAGACAGCUGUGUUUGUCCUACCACAGACACUUUCCCCUGACCAAGAGCAAGGCCAAGGCCAUCCUCUCUGGAAAGACCCACGGAAACUCACCGUUUGUCAUCCAUGACAUGAAGUCUCUGACGGCGGGUCAGUACUUUAUAAACUGUAGACAGCUCCCAGUACUGGAGCGCCAGAGGUCCGUCCUGCCCCCUGAGGAGCCUGCUGGGGAGCUGGAGCUCUCCGUCUUCCGCCGCCUCCAGUUCCGCUCCGCCGAGGCCGUACAAGAGGUCACAGAGUUCGCCAAGAGCAUCCCUGGGUUCACAGAGCUGGACAUGAACGACCAGGUGAUCCUGCUGAAGUACGGGGUCAUCGAGGUCAUGACGGCCAUGCUGGCGCCGCUCAUGAACAAGGACGGCACACUGUUUGCCUACGGACAGAUCUUCAUGACCCGGGAGUUCCUGAAGAGCCUGAGGAAGCCCUUCUGUGAGAUGAUGGAGCCCAAGUUUGAGUUUGCGGUAAAGUUCAACGUGCUGGAGCUGGACGAUAGUGAUAUGGCGCUCUUCUUCGCCGUCAUCAUCCUCAGUGGAGACCGUCCAGGCCUGGUGAACGUGAAGCCCAUUGAGGACCUCCAGGAGACAGUGCUGCUGGCCCUGGAGCUGCAGUUGAAGAGCAUCCACCCAGACUGCCCCCAGCUGUUCGCCAAGCUCCUGCAGAAGAUGACCGACCUGCGGCAGCUGGUGGCCAACCACGUCCGCCUCAUCCACCUGCUCAAGAAGCAGGAGCUGCAGAUGUGUCUGCACCCCCUACUGCAGGAGAUCAUGAGAGACCUGUACUAAAGUAGUGGGGGACUCGGUUUUAACAGCUAUGAAGAAAAGAAGACUGCCCACUGUGAUAUAUACAGUAGUACAGUACUAUCCCAAUUGUGAUUCCUAUAACAAUGUGUAGACCCUUAUAGAUCUUUAACUAGCCUGGUCCUAGACCUGUUUGUGCUUUAGUCCACUCCUCUGUGGCUGGUAUGUCAUAACAACAAUAGUCACGGAGACCAGGCUAUUCUUCAUCGGGUUCUCAAUAAAACCGAAUGUCUGACUUCAGAAGUGACCUCCAUGACAAGACGCGCGCUGCCGCUCCGCUGAACCCUGUUUGAUAUUCAGUAAGGGGAAAGAUUGGUUUCUCGGAAGGGUCUUUGAACUGUACCACAUUGUGAAUUAUUCAUUACAGAGCUUCUCACCAUCUCGUUGUUGUUGCAGCUAUUCAGUCUUCUGCUGUGUUUUUUAGUUAAAGGGAUGAAAGGAGAAGUACUUUUAAUUGCAGGGCAUUCAUUGGAGCAUUCUACAAUAAACUAAAGCCUGGCUAAAGGUGUAAUAUAUUGUGAAAACGAUGUGUUAUCUUAGUACAUUUAGUUAAUGAUACAUAUUUGUAAUAAUAACUUUAUUUGUAUUGCUCUAUAUCAUAAAAUAAUCAAAUCAAAGUACUAAAAAAGAAACAGAAGGAAGGAGGGAGAAUGAAAAAAUAUAGCUAAUUAAAAUCAUUUGUUAUAUACAGUAUAUUGAGUCUCCUUGUCUUUGAAUCAUUCUAUAGGGGUUAGAUGAAUGUGAAAACAUCUAUUAGUUUCCAUUCCCUCAACAUGACCCUCUCUAAACAUGUCAGUGUAUAAUGCAUCCAUCUUUUCGCCUAACAUAGUAUAUAACAUGUACUACCAUGGACAUAUAUCCUGUGUUAUUCAUAAUGACCUGUAUAAGCAAUACUAAAAUCCUCUCUAAUAAAUUCAUAAAAGUAUUGCUCAA